CUGUGUGGAGUUUGCAUAUUCUCCUUGUGUCUGCGUGGGAGGAAUCCUUUUAAUAUAAUUGUUCUCAUACGCUUAGCGGGACAUUCAAUGAUAAAGCAGAGAGCUGCUGCCUUUGUACUUUCAACUUAAAUCUGUUGGACUACAAUCUGGUGUUGUAUGAUUUUUGACUUGGUUACUUGUGACAGGCCUCCUCCCACCCACACUUCAAUUUGUGCCACGUACGUAUCCUGCUCGAAAAAUUGCAUAGUAAAGGUGAGGGGCAUGGGUGCGGUAGCAGAGCUGGUCGAACAAGGCUCAUUGCAACAGUUGGUAGUACAGAAAGCACUGUUUCCGAGCUUAACAGCAAGUAAAGCACGCCUCUCGGAUGCAUCUGAUUUUAGCAAGGUUAAUAAUCGAACCUCUGGAGGAGUGGCAAUUUUUUAAUGUUGCUCACAAGAGUGACUCGAUGCGUAUUAAUUAUGCGCAGACGCUUGUGCCAGCGGCUGUCUUUGGCUCUUUCCGUGGCCAUCCUGCUAAGCUUUUACAAAUCUGUGCAAGACAUUCCUCAGGUCAUUCUUCCACAUUCUUUACAGAAAAGAAUCGGAGUCAGUAAAACGCCUCCGACCGUGACUGUGCUCAUCUGGUGGUAUCCAUUCGGUAAGAAAACCAAUAUCCGGGACUGUAAUACUCUGUUCAAGAUCAGCGGCUGUCGGUUAACAACAAAUCGGCAACUCUACCCCGUUUCGCAGGCUGUGAUCAUCCAUCAUCGAGAUUUAACAGGAAAUGGAAGCCAGCUCCCUGCAGAGCGGAGACCGUCUUUCCAGAGGUGGGUUUGGAUGAAUUUCGAGUCUCCCACUCACUCCUCAGGUCUAGAAAAACUUAAUGGCGUCUUUAACUGGACUGUGUCAUACAAACGAAACGCUGACAUCUUUAUUCCGUAUGGAUACCUCUAUCCCAAAAAGAGAGCAGGAAGGAGGGUAGUACUACCCGCCAAAAGUAAAUUGGUAGCUUGGGUCAUCAGCAACUGGAAUGAGGAGCAUGACCGGGUUAAAUAUUACCACCAACUCAGUCAAUAUGUUCACAUCGAUGUUUAUGGAAAAUAUCACAAUGAUCUACAGAAUAACAACGUUGUUCAGACUGUAUCACGUUAUAAAUUUUAUCUGGCUUUCGAAAAUUCGCAACACGUGGACUACAUAACUGAAAAGCUCUGGAGAAAUGCCCUAAUGUCUGCUGCCGUGCCGAUAGUUCUAGGGCCUAGCAGAGCCAAUUAUGAACAGUAUAUUCCACCUGAUUCUUUUAUCCAUGUAAAUGAUUUCUCGAAUCCUAAAAAGCUGGCUGAGUAUUUGUUAUUUUUGGAUAAAAAUGAAAGUCGCUAUCAGAAGUAUUUCGAUUGGAAAAGGUUAUACAGUGUGCAUCUGACAACUUUUUGGGAGGAGCCCUACUGCAAAGUAUGUCAGGCAGUCAAAAGUGCCAAGGCUAACUAUAAUACUAUCUCAAAUCUGGCCAGUUGGUUCCAAUGACUAAAGUAGUAGCCUCUAUAUUUCUACAAUAAGAAAAUCAAGAAAUGAAAGCAUUCUUCGUAAUUGACUGAUUUUCAUGUUAUAUAAUCUGCUGCUAAAUUGUGGAAUCUACAUUCAAUGACAGAACUAUACUUUCAGAUACAAUGUUAUGUGUGACAUUGCUGCAAGAACGAUGAUUUUAAAAACAAUAAUUUGAAAAUGGGGUGGCACAGUGGUUAGCACUGCUGCCUCACAGCAGGUUUCAUUCCAACCUCAGGCAACUGUGUAAAGUUUGCACAUUCUCCCUGUAUCUGCGUGGGUUUCCUCCGGGUGCUCUGGUUUCCUCCCACAAUCCAAAGACGUGCAGGUUAGGAGAUUUAGCCAUGCUAAAUUGCCCAUAGUGUUAGGUGCCUUAGUCAGAGAGAAAAUGUGUCUGGGUGAGUUACUCUUUGGAGGGUUGGUGUGGACUUGAUGGGUCGAAGGGCUUGUUUCCACACUUUAGGGAAUCUAAUCUAACCUAAUCAUGUUGCACUAUUUUUGCUCUAGCGAAUCACAAUUUGCGCAAAUAUUUCAUUGAAAUGGCAAAGAAGAUUUUGAAUUCUGAUUACUAAAACAAAACAUCUGCCAAAUGCAGCUGAGAUGAUCUACCAGUGUUGUUUACUGUGUACACUGUGAAGUAUAGGAUAGAAUGAACCAUCUCUAUUCUAAAGUUAACUCUAAGGAAAAUUUUUAGAGAAUAGUAUUUUCCCCUGCAUCUACCAUGAGUUUCCUAAUUUCUUUCAGUGUUUUGUUGUUGCUCACCCCUACUCCCAGGUAUUGUUUGGAACAGUCACUUUCAAUUACAUACUUGUCAUACAUAAACCAAGUAAAACUUGCAACAAGAGAAUAACAAGAAUAGCGCAAAAAAAGUCUUGAAGUUGAAGAUCAGCUAUGAUCUCCUUGAAUUGUAGGUUCAGCUCACCUACACUCUUCCAUUUCUUAUGUUCUUAGUUUAAUUUUGUUAAUGCAACUUAUUCAUUGGCAUUCUCAGGUGGUCGCUUGAAGAUGCCUUCAGAUUAACGUUUUACUUAGAAGAACUGUUUAUGAAUUGGAGUUUCAUACAGAUAAGAGUAUGUGAGUAGCAUACAGAUAGGACUUUGUUCAAAACAGCUAUCUUGCAGUAAUAAUGAUUUCAUCAAGCAGCUAUUUAAUGUGAAUGCAGUGCUUAUGCUAGAAUAAUGUUUGUAACUCAAGAACAGUUUGGCAAAUAAGUUUAAAAACAAAUACUUCAAUAAACGUCAGGAAAACAAUAUGGAAAGUUAAUUAUUGCUUUUUCAGUGUCCAUAAUCUGGAAAAAAGGAAAUGCUUCUGGACUGUAGUGUAUUCAGAUGAAUAAGUAGCAAACUUGCUGAGUUCUGAGGUUUUGAUGAUAGUGGGAUUUCAAGGAGCAAACAUAAAUAAUGGACAAAGUUAAAAAUCACACAACCCCAGAUUAACUUCAAACAGAUUUAUUUGGAAGUACUAGUUUUCAGAGUGCUGCUCCUUCAUCAGGAUCAUAAAAUACAGAAUUUUUAGCAAAAGAUCACAGUGUCAUGCAAUUAAAACAAAAUACACUGUGAUC
Messenger RNA from Hemiscyllium ocellatum (epaulette shark), 3078 nucleotides. RefSeq names its product alpha-(1,3)-fucosyltransferase 4-like. Gene Ontology annotation, cellular component: membrane. Lineage: Eukaryota; Metazoa; Chordata; Chondrichthyes; Orectolobiformes; Hemiscylliidae. The coding region runs from base 423 to 1499 and encodes 358 amino acids. The transcript has a single exon. The record is from RefSeq and is a predicted model, not a curated record. Gene Ontology annotation, molecular function: alpha-(1->3)-fucosyltransferase activity.